Molecule: messenger RNA, 334 nt
Organism: Terrapene triunguis (Three-toed box turtle)
Lineage: Eukaryota; Metazoa; Chordata; Testudines; Emydidae
Product: UAP56-interacting factor-like
Exons: 3
Coding region: 65-334 (89 amino acids)
Biological process (GO): mRNA export from nucleus
Molecular function (GO): mRNA binding
Source: RefSeq, a predicted model, not a curated record
GCGCGUGCGCAGAGUGGGCGGCCGUUGUCUCAGUCAGGGAGGGGAGGCGGCUCUCAGUUCGGCCAUGAACGGGUUCCGUGUCGGGGCGACCCCUUUGGGCUUCUCCGCGGCGGCUGCCCGGAGCGGCAGCAGCGAGAGCCUGGAGAAGAUCGACAUGUCGCUGGAUGAUAUAAUUAAAUUGAAUAAGAAAGAAGAGAGAAAGCAGUACUCCCCCCAAAUGAACAGAAGGCUUCAACAGAAUGGAACUCGACAGUUCAGGAUGAGGGGGACCAGGUGGGGAAUCCAACAGCAGACAGUGAUCUUCACAACCAUGAGGACUGGAAACCUUAAAUGA